AUGCAUCGACAUGUUAUCAACCCUAUCAUUAUAUUCCUUAUCACUUUAUCAACAGCUUCCGGAACAAUCUUGAGUCUAGUCACUUUUAUGUUAUCUGGACUGGGAAGAGAUCAGCAGAUAGAGUUUGUCAGGCAGAACUAUCCAUUCUACUACACCGAGUUCUCCAGCCUACUAAAUUUUGCUAUCUACGAAUUCAAUUUUAUUUUCAAACUCAUCGCAGUUGGUUGUUUUAUAGCUGUUACUCUCUUCGCUAUAUUCUUUUCUUUUUUGAUCAUCGACAUAUUCACUUUACUAGCAGGAGUUCGUAGGAAGAUAUCUGCUAAAAACUUCCAACGACACCGAGCAGCCGUCAUCAGUCUAGUGGCUCAAUUAGCCACGUCAUCGAUGUGUCUUCUGCCUCCAGUUGGAUUAGUUAUAGCGAUUAUUAGUCAUUAUGAGCAUUCUCAGAUUGUCGUCCGUAUUCUCCUCGCAAUUUUCGCCCUCCAUUCCACUGUCAAUGCAUCAGUUUUGAUUCUGACUACCCCAUCUUAUAGGGGAUUUAUAAAAAGGUGGCAGAACGAGAAAUGA
Molecule: messenger RNA, 567 nt
Organism: Caenorhabditis remanei
Lineage: Eukaryota; Metazoa; Nematoda; Chromadorea; Rhabditida; Rhabditidae
Exons: 3
Coding region: 1-567 (188 amino acids)
Source: RefSeq, a predicted model, not a curated record